This is a messenger RNA of Punica granatum (pomegranate), 960 nucleotides long. Lineage: Eukaryota; Viridiplantae; Streptophyta; Magnoliopsida; Myrtales; Lythraceae. The record is from RefSeq and is a predicted model, not a curated record.
GGGGGGGGGGGGUGGUAUUGCAAGUCAUCGUCUUCCUUGUAAAUAGUAGUCUACCCCUGAUCUUGUUCUCGUUCUCUUUCCGCAUCCAAACCAACCGCAAUGGAAGCACAAGCUCCUCCUCAAGGGUACAGAAGAAAUGCGGGCAUCUGCCUCAUCAAUUCAUCUAACAAGAUAUUUUCUGCUUCAAGGCUCAAUCGCCCUGAAAUUUGGCAGAUGCCCCAGGGGGGUAUCGAAGAAGGUGAGGAUCCAAAAACUGCUGCUUUCAGGGAGUUGAGGGAGGAGACUGGAGUCAGUUCUGCAGAAAUUCUUGCAGAGGUUCGACUUCUAGUUUUUGUUCCAUAUUGGUUGACAUAUGAUUUCACACCCGAGGGUAGGGAAAAACGCAAAAUCAGAUGGGGUACCGACUACAAAGGCCAAGCGCAGAAGUGGUUCCUCUUUAAGUUUACUGGCAAAGAAGAGGAAAUCAAUCUUUUGGGUGAUGGAACUGAGAAGCCCAAGUUCGGGAAGUGGUCGUGGAUGUCACCCGAGGAAGUCCUUGAGCUUGUAGUAGACAUUAAGGAGCCCAUCUAUAAGGAAGUUUUGAGUUUCUUCGCUCCAUAUCUCAAAGAGCAGCUUUGAAGGCCCAGAAGAUCUUUUCGUGCUUGAUACGAUUCCACAACAGUUUCGCACUAAUUAAUGGGAAUUUGUCUCCAAGAACAGCUUUGAAUUUCAGGUGUUUUGCAGCAACUAAGAUCUGAGAUCUUCAUCCCAUUCAGUGUUUCAUAUUUCUAUCGCAGCCUUCCAGCAGUUGAAUCACUAUCAUAUGCCAAUCUGUCUUGAAAGACGCAGUCUUUAGGACCUGCUCGGCCCUUCAGCUGAUGUCGAGAAAAAUUCUUCGAUUCAUAAUCAGACAGUCUUUGGACAACUUUCUGAGAACUGUCCGAUGUAUAUGAUCGGCAAAAACGCUGGCAGAUUUUGGCU